UGAUGUCAUGCCACCAUCAAAGAAGCUUAGCCGCUUGGUUGGCCCGGCAGAAAAAAGACGCAGUGUCCGUCAACUCGUUGCUUGCCAACAGCCAUUUGGAAAGAAAACCAGCUAUCCAAGAUUUUUCGGGUGGCCAGCCUUCAACAUGGCCAAGACAGACAAGCGUGCGCACGACAGCAAGCACGAUGCUGCUGUCGGCGCAUCCCGCAUUGAACGCGUACCACGACUAGGGAGGUACUUGCUGCUGGUUCUGGGCAGCCUGUUUCUAAGCUCUACCCUUCUUACAAUCAGCACCCCACAAACAGCUGGGCAUCUCGCCGGUGUAAGCAAGCAUCUGGAAGAGUGGUGGGAAGUCGGCGGUCUUAUAGCUUGGAGAGCCCUCGAGCUAGGACUGGUCUGGGUUUUUGGCUUCGAUGGCUGGGAUGUAACAGAAUUAACCGUUCUCACACACGUGCCUACCUACUUCCUCUUGCUUAAUUUUUACGAGGUGAAGCCAUCGGCGGUCGCUAUCACAUUCCUGAUUGAUGUCGUCUCAAAGACCAUACCCUUCAUUGCUUUGCGGGGACCUAAUUCAGUCCACAAACUCUCGAGUCCGCGCGCAGAAGAAGUUUCGAAUAUUGGGAUCCUGCAAGAUUGGUUUACGACCGUCUACACAUCGGUUGCGGCAGCUGCCAUCUACACAAUAUUCCUUUAUCUCAGCUUCUAUACCUGGCUGCCAGUACACCUGGUCACGUACUUUGACGGCGUCAGCGAUAUUCGGCUGGUGCAUGCCGGGCCAGCGGGUCUGCCAUCCGUGUUCCUGAGCCUCGUACUCGGUGGAUAUGCAGCCUAUGAUCUACUGUUUGUCAGUUCUGCCGGAUGCUCUGCAAAGGACAGUUCUCAAAAGAGCGAAGACCGUGAGGGAGAAUACCUUAUCACAUCACUGUGCAACCGGACCUGGGGAAGAUUCUCUCCAAAGGGAAAAGUUCUCGCCAGCCGCACCAUUAUUCUGGCAACGAUGACUCUAUUGAACACGGUCAUUCAGGUGUCAGGCACGGUAAGGGGCGUCGAUGUCAAGGGAUCAGCCGGUUGGGGCGCGCUUUGGGCCACGGCAGCCUUGGUUGUUGGCGGUACAUUUGCCUGGAUCGAGGCAGUGCCAGGGGUUUAAAACUAGGCAAUGACGAAGCAGAGUGAUAUAUGCACUGGGUACAUUCUACUUCAAGAAACUUCCAAUCAUGGUAAGUUGAUAAUUUCAUGGGCUUGAGACUAGACCACUCUUGUCUCGCGGCUCCGUAACUGUGCCGUCACGGAAGUUCUUGCAUAGCUCCAUAUUCUCCGAAGCUUAAUUUACUUUUUCUCGCGCUAUCGCUAUUUUUAAUACUCCGUUAUUUUUGUGCUAAUUGGCCUUUCGUCAACUAGCCAGGCGUUUUCGUCUAUUUCAAGGAAAUUCGGGUUACAAAGGUCUCUUUGCAUUCUCUCUUUUUCAUUCAGUGGGAUUCUCAGUCUCGCAAGGUUUCUUCGGGAUCCGUGCCAUUACAUUUCAAAAUUCAAGGCGUACGAUUCAUUAAAUAGUGCUAAUAAAAAAGAGUAAUAUUACGCUCAA
This is a messenger RNA of Talaromyces proteolyticus, 1582 nucleotides long. RefSeq lists its product as uncharacterized. The record is from RefSeq and is a predicted model, not a curated record. Bases 8 to 1147 code for a protein of 379 amino acids. Lineage: Eukaryota; Fungi; Ascomycota; Eurotiomycetes; Eurotiales; Trichocomaceae. The transcript has 2 exons.